Messenger RNA from Aquila chrysaetos chrysaetos, 1108 nucleotides. RefSeq lists its product as uncharacterized. Bases 1 to 891 code for a protein of 296 amino acids. The record is from RefSeq and is a predicted model, not a curated record. Lineage: Eukaryota; Metazoa; Chordata; Aves; Accipitriformes; Accipitridae. The transcript has 7 exons.
AUGUCAGUCCUUGACGAAUGCCAGUCCCUGAUAAGCUUAACCCCUGACAGACGCCACGGGCGCCAGGCCCCGGCAAUUAUUUCCCUGUAUCACUGGGGCCCACGUCCCGCACCGGAGACCGGCGGGGGAGACGCCUGCGCGACCCCGGGGACAGCAGCAGCGACACCGCCGCGCUCACCUCACACCGCCGCCAUCUUAGCGCGCUGCCAUCCCCUCCUGCCGCAUUUCGCGCCGCGUUCUGAUUGGACAACGGGAGCGCCAAUCUCCCGCCCCUCGCUCUGUGAUUGGCCACAAUCCCUGUUAGCCUUCCCUGAUCGCUACCGCUCCUACGGCAUCUUUCACCGGAGGAUCCCGGCAUGCUUAGCUGAGUCGAAAAAGAGUUUUCCCUUCCUCGCAGGUACCGCACCAUCGCCCUGCCAUGCUCUCCUGCCGCCUGCGCACUCAGGCAGCCUCGACCAGAUUGCCGCUCCCAGCUCUGGAUGGUUCCCUUCUCGCUUGUGCAAAGCCAGCUGGGCCAGUUCAACCCGCCCUCGCCGGCAGGUUAAACAAACCCGAGCAAAGCGUUACACUUCCGCCGUCGCGGCGAGGCAGACAUUGACGUCCUUGGCUGGAAGAGGACGCCCGUCUCUGCUGCUUCGCUUCAGCACGCGUGCAGCUCUUGCAUCCCGAAAGGCUCUGGCGCCAACGGAUCCAGGCUCGCGAAUUCGCCCAGCGCAGGCGUCUGCCCGUGGAGCUGCCGUUCGAGACCCCCCGAGCGAUGCAGCAGCGUCAGGAUCCUCCAUCCUGGUGAUGCUGGGAACACCCUGCUUGAGCUGCACUGAAACACGCUCCUUCACCAUGUCCUCUGAACACCCAUGGCACUCUGGUAUCUUCUCCAGCCAAGCAGUGUGAGGAAAGCUUCCAAGCGCCAAUUAGCAGUCCAAUGGUGGUGCAGAAGAUAUUUUGAUCCAUGAAUAUUCUGAAAGAGAAUAAAUAUGAGGAAAAUUAGUGCAAAUGGGAAGUGAGCAAUCUUCUUGUAAACCAUGAUAAAUGAUUAACAUUCCCAACUGUGUUUUUUUUACCCACCCUCCCUACUUGUAAAAGGCAUUUGAAUAAAAAUAAGACCUUC